Molecule: messenger RNA, 435 nt
Organism: Jaculus jaculus (lesser Egyptian jerboa)
Lineage: Eukaryota; Metazoa; Chordata; Mammalia; Rodentia; Dipodidae
Product: translationally-controlled tumor protein-like
Exons: 2
Cellular component (GO): cytoplasm
Molecular function (GO): calcium ion binding
Source: RefSeq, a predicted model, not a curated record
ACGGGCAGCCUGUGGCUGGAGGUGGAGGACAAGAUGGUCAGUAGGGCAGAGGGGAAAUGGAGGGCGCUCAUCGGUGGAAAUGCCUCCACUGAAGGCCUGGAGGACGAAGGCUCUGAAAGCACAGGAGUCACCAGGGUUGAUGUAGUCAUGAUCCAUCACCUACAGGAAAACAGCUUGACAAAAGAGACCUAUCAGAAGUACAUCAAUGAUGACAUGAAACCACCCAGAGGCAAACUUGAAGAAUGGAAACCAGAAAGAGUAAAGCCUUUGAUUUCAGGAGCUGCAGACCAAAUCAACCACAUCCUUGUUAAUUUCAAUAACUACCAGGUUUUUAUUAGUGAAAACGUGAAUCCAGAUGGCAUGGUUGAUCUCCCGGACUACCACAAAGAUGAUGUAACUCCUCUCAUGAUUUUCUUUAGAGAUGGCUUAGCAGUU